CAGAAAAUAACUGACCAGAAAGAUUUGAAUAAUAAGAUAGAGCUUACCAGAUCUUUGAAGAAGCUCAGGGACCAACAGACUAUCUCGUCGGGUUUAUAUGAAAUGAUUAAACCAGUGGGGAUUUAUCUGCCGAGAUUGUAUGGAUUGCCAAAGGUGUACAAACCGGGGAUCCCAUUAAGACCUAUUCUAAAUACGUACAACUCUUCUUACCAUACUAUAGCUAAAUGGUUGGUAACUGUAUUGAAACCUCUACACGAAAAGCUUGUAAAAUACAGUGUUAAUGAUGUGUUCCAAUUUGUUAAUAAAAUCAAAAAUGCAAAUACUUUGGGACUAUAGAUGACGUCAUUGGAUGUAACAUCGUUAUUCACAAACGUCCCACUCAUAGAGACUGUGGAAUAUAUAGGUGAACAGUUGAUUGAAAAUGAAAUUGAAACUACUGUUUCUAUUAAUGUCGUGAAAGAGUUAUUACUCAAGUGCACUAUGAAUGUGAACUUCAAGUUCAAUGGUGAAAUAUUUACACAAACAGAUGGUGUUGCAAUGGGUUCACCACUAGACCCUAUACUAGUUGAUAUUUUUCUAGCCAAACAAGAAAAUGUUCCACUAAAAAGAUUAUUCAAAGCUUCACAUUUUACUGUAGAUACAUGGAUGACACGUUCAUCCUCUGUGUUAUAAUCUCUUUCUUCUUACG
Molecule: messenger RNA, 688 nt
Organism: Schistosoma bovis
Lineage: Eukaryota; Metazoa; Platyhelminthes; Trematoda; Strigeidida; Schistosomatidae
Source: the annotation of a GenBank genome assembly